Nematostella vectensis (starlet sea anemone) is the source of this 2161-nucleotide messenger RNA. Its product is annotated as negative elongation factor A. NCBI's taxonomy places the organism in Eukaryota, Metazoa, Cnidaria, Anthozoa, Actiniaria, Edwardsiidae. The coding region runs from base 41 to 1708 and encodes 555 amino acids. Gene Ontology annotation, cellular component: NELF complex. The transcript is spliced from 10 exons. Gene Ontology annotation, biological process: negative regulation of transcription elongation by RNA polymerase II. The record is from RefSeq and is a predicted model, not a curated record.
AGGCUCCGAUUGAAGGCGCGGUUACUUUCCCUUUUCCAAGAUGGCCACCGUAAGACAGGCCGACACCGCUUUGUGGCUACACAACAAACUUUCUAGCGAUGACCCCUGGUCAGGCUCGAGUCUACGGUCUCUCUUAACCCCUGACGUACUACGAAAUAUCCCAGAGUGCUUCCACAGACUCGAACCGCAGGUCAAAGUCAAACUUUUGAUGGCGUUUCUGCAUCUUCCUAGACGUGUGGUAGAAGAGACGAUCGCCGAGUUGAACGAGAUUUUGGAAAUUGGCGCGGCGGAUGAAGACGAAUGGGUGCGAGUGUUAUGUGAGGUGCUAAAGGAUUACCCCACAACAGGAAUGUUGAAUGUUCACCUGGAACACGCCUGCCCGGUCUUCGCUGAAGUCACUCAACAGCUUGAGAGCAUUCUUGCUGCAACAGACAACUCUUCUAAUCUGAUGCCGCUGGAAUGUCCAUAUCUUAAUAAAGGGGCCUUGCUUUCAGUAGUUGGGGAACAGCCAACACUUCCAAAGCAUUUUACCCUCCGAAGAAAACCCAAGUCUGCUGCCCUCAGGGCAGAACUUCUGCAAAAAGCGGCAACUGAGGCUCUGUCUUCUCAGAAAAAGGGUUCAACGUCUGGCAGCUCCUCUCACAAAUUGCAAUCUCCAUCCAAAAAAUAUGAGCCACCAUUAAGAAUAACAACUAGGACCAAUCCUUGUGCCAGUCAUGUCCGAACUACACCAUCUGGUGCGCCUCACUCAAGAAGCAUCAUAUCUGCUGCUACCCUUAAACAACAUGGUCGAACAAAGCUACUUGACAUCAAUGAGCAGCCUAUUGGUGGAGGCAGAGAACUAAAAAGAAGAAAGAAAACAACAGGAGAUGGAGAUACUGCAGAGGAACCAAAACAGAAGAAGGCGGCAGAGGCUGCAAAACCGGCAGAGCCUGCGACACCAGACUAUGCCGCUGGCCUACAGCAGCUCAACACAGAGACAAAGCCAAUACAAUCAACAGCUGUAUCUACAACAGCACCAGCCACGCCAUCUUAUGCCGUCAUGUCAGGGCAUGGGAUAGGCCCCGCCCCCUCUCAGUCUGACCAACUCAGUGAGAGUACACUGAAUCUCAAGAGAGAACUAGAGACGGCUGUUGAAAAACAACGCAAGCUAAUGAUGCGAGACAGGCAACAGAAGCAGGCAGUAGCGGCAGCUAUGGCGUCCCUCAGCAACGUCGCGGCUGCCCCGCCUUCAUCCAACCCCUCCAGCGGGCUAGCCACCCCCACCAUUAACCUGAACACCCUACCCACUGGCGCACGGCAACCCGUACCUGGAGGCGGAGUCCCAGGUCAGCUCCCACAGCAAUCACAGUCGCAGCAGCCACAGAUGAUGCCUCCGCAGCAGAAGAGAGAACUCACGUUAUCGCGUGAACAGAUGGUCGCCGCUCACGAAAUGUUCCGUAAUGCGAAUCGCGUCACUCGCGCGGAGAAGGCUCUAAUCCUUGGGUUCAUGGCGGGCGCGCGCGAUAAACCGUUCGCCCACGAAGGGCCCAUUAUUACCAUCAAACUGAGCGAGAACAACGAGACUGUCCCCACGGAGGACGGGUCACAGCAGACGCUACUCGUGGAGAUGCUUUUCGAGAUGAACUACGACACGGGGCACUGGAGACGACUAAAACGAACACGGGUGGUUUCCAAGCAAGCCGGCCAAUUGCAGGCAGCCACGUGACAGUCAGUAGCUUAUAGUAGCGCGCUACUACGUCACUUGCUACCACGUGAGAGUGACUAGCCAAUAGCAGGCUGGGGGUGUGCCAUCAUUUUUUUAGAUAUUAUUUCUAUUAUAGAAAAAAAUCGAAAAGUGUUCUUGAUGAAUGAAGACGAGUGUAACUCGAUAAAAUCCUGCGCGGCUAAGUGGAAACGCGCCUUCCAUUGCUUUCAGUAUAUAUUUGGACUUUAAAUGGAGCCUUAAAACAAACAUUCGUAUCUUAUCCAAAGAGGUACCCAAGCAACCGGGCCAAUUAGUGCCUGCCACGUCAUCACUUUCUUUGACUAACCUUACCAAUCAAAAGACGCCCGCACGUCAGAAACCAUGGCAAUUAUGAGGUAGAUAGAAAACCAUGUCAACAUUGAGGUAGAUAGAUAGUUUAUUUUAAAAAUAAAAUACGAUCAUUUGCGACUGAAA